This is a messenger RNA of Etheostoma spectabile (orangethroat darter), 3754 nucleotides long. RefSeq names its product proline-rich protein 5-like. Gene Ontology annotation, cellular component: TORC2 complex. The record is from RefSeq and is a predicted model, not a curated record. Gene Ontology annotation, biological process: TORC2 signaling. Lineage: Eukaryota; Metazoa; Chordata; Actinopteri; Perciformes; Percidae.
UCGCUUUACGUUUCUCACUUCCUCCAUCUCUCUCUCUGGCGCUCGCGGAGAGUCCUGAAAGCCGCGCUGACAGCUCGCAGCUCACGCGGGUCCGGGUCCAGGUCCACAUAUCGGAUCUUUUCAGCAGAACGUGCGCAGCCCUUGCACGCUGUCAUCUGCGCUGAGGAGCUGCGACUGUGGGCUGUUUACAACCGCGUAGACCUCCAGCCUUCACAUGAAUACAGGAGUUAUUUUUGGCGUUUGUAGCGGGAUUUAAACAUAGAGAACACUUGCUAUUAAAGGGGACGAGGGAGACUUCUGAAAAAAUGCUGAUUCGUCAUUAGUGGUUAUAGGGCGGUUCACAGCUGUCUGCCAAGGCUAAGAUGGAACGAGAGGGCUCAUUGAGGAGAAGUCUCCACAGCAAGCUGAGGUUGGGCAGCAACUCAUCCUCCAGUCUGACUGACCUCUCGCAGGCAAAAUCCCAAGGAGGAGGAGGAGGAGGAGGAGGGGAUAAGGGAGGAACAACUGGAGGACUGGCCGAGGAGUGCAGCAGGGACAGAGGGACCCAGCAGAGGAGGGCUGGGACCAACGCCACCUGGAACAGCAUCCACAACGCAGUGAUAUCAGUUUUCCAGAGGAAGGAUCUUGGGGAAAAUGAACUCUACGCUUUGAAUGAAGGUGUCAGGCAGCUGCUAAAAACGGAGCUGGGCUCCUUCUUCACUGAGUACCUUCAGAACCAGCUGCUCACUAAAGGCAUGGUGAUACUGAGAGACAAGAUCCGCUUCUAUGAAGGUCAGAAGUUGCUGGACUCCCUGGCUGAAACAUGGGACUUCUUCUUCUGUGAUGUUCUUUCCAUGCUGCUGGCCAUCUUCUAUCCAGUACAGGGUAAGGAGCCAUCAGUGCGUCAGUUGGCUCUCCUCCACUUCAGGAACAUCAUCACCCUCAACCUGAAACUGGACGAGGCUCUGUCUCGACCCCGAGCCAGAGUUCCCCCUUCUAUCAUACAGAUGCUGCUAAUUCUACAGGGUGUCCAUGAAUCUAAAGGUGUAACUGACGACUACCUUCGUCUGGAGUCUCUCAUCCAGAAGGUGGUCUCUCCCUACCUCGGGACUCAUGGGUUAUAUUCCAGAGAUGGAUCUUCCAAUUCACACUGCUCUUCCUGCGUAUUAGAAAUGCGUUUGCAGCGCUCCUGGUCCUCCAAACCAAGCAGUUCGCCCAUCGCCAAAAACCCAGUGGUACGCUCUAAGAGCUACAACGUUCCCAUGCUGACCCCCGUGGUGGAGUAUGACGCCGACUACUCCACAGGAGGUGGCACAGGUAUCAGACGACACUCCGUCUCUGAGGUGACUUCCUGCUUGGAGGAGAGCAGCUCUUUGGAUGAAUCCACGUCCACUGUCAACAACAACAACACCAGCACACCCAGCCUCGCCAACCACUCACCAGCACUUUCAGACACUGUGAACUCCAGCCAGGACCCCGGGCCCGGAGUCGCUGACAGCCCUGCGGGUCCCCACCCUCUCAACCCACAAAAACCCUCCCCCUGCAUCCUCCCAGAGCCUUCCCGAGGCCACAACACACACUGUACAGGCUCGCUAGUGUCCGACUCCCCCGCGUCCUCUACAGCGCUGGCUCAAGACACAAGCUCCAGUCCCAGUCUUUCGUCCAGUCCGGAGGUCAUGAUGGACAACGUCCUGGGGUUUUUGGACUCAGAGCCGGAGCACGACGGCAUCUUCCUGGACUUCUCACAACACUGUUCUGGAGGGUCAACCCAGAGCAGAGACAACAGGAGGCAUAGUGUGGUUGGGCACACAAGCAUACACACAUCCAAGGAGAUCCACCCUGAUGCGGGGACGCGUGCAAACAAUGCUGAGCCAUGACGAUUUUCCUCCCCCCCUGUGACACCUCCUGCUGUUUGAGACUCUAGAUCAUCAUGGAUCCUUUAAAACUAAAUUAUUUUUUAGUAGAUGUGGUCCACCCCUAGAAACAAGUCUAACUUCAUGCUGUCUGUUCAAAAUAUCAAUUUGGCCUUUUUUAGUAUAGGCUUUAAUCACAUAAAUCAGUCCUCUGCUCUCUCAGAGAUGAUUGAUCCGUUUUCUCUUAUGAAUGAAAACUUGGAAAAAUGGAAACGUACAUAAAGUCGGUACUGCUAACAUAUCCCAGGGGCAGGUGCGCAUGCUGAAAAAUGAAAUUCUUUUACCAAUGGUAAAUACCUCUUCAAGAGUAGGGCUAUUGAAUAGCUUUGUCUGUCAAAUUCAAACAUUUCAAAUAUAAAAUAAACUCCAGUAUGAUCGAUUGCUUCUAAAUCGUUGGUUGAACUUCAACUUAUUUUAUUAAUUGAUGAUUAAAAUGUUAAGUAUAAUUUUGCCUGUCUUGCGUUAAAUCUAAGAUUAAUUGAUUCAUCCUUCUGAAAGGUAGUUUUGAUAAUGAAACGCUGUAAAUGACAAUGAAUUGGUCUUUGCAGCUUGCCAACAGGAUAACAGCCUUCUUCCAAACAUUGUUUUGGUUGUAUUCAACUGGUUUCAAACCUUGGACCUUUUCCUGCUACUUCCUGUUGUAAUCCAAAUUGUCACUGAAAGUCCCCUCGACAUCAGCUCAGAGGGUGUGUGAGUCAGUGUCUUCAAGUAAAUACUAGGGAACUUUUUCUAUAUAAAAAUGUUUUUUAAAAUCUAACUGAACUGAUUGUGUUGACAAAUUCCUCUAUGAGGGACAAGGAGACAGUUUUAAUUUGGUCAUUUAAAGUUAUUCAGAUGGAAAUCAAAGAUGAUAUUUUCACAGGUACAUGCUGCUAAUGUUUAACCAAAGACUUAACAUCUUAUCUCAGCUCUUUUCACACUGUGUCGAUGUCCACUUAAAAUAGCAGAAAGCCAUGUGUAAACACCAUAGACCGAAGACUCUGGCAUGCAACUGCAGUAUGUUCUUGCUCCCAAGUCUGUCCAAACAGGAACAAACUAGCUUUGAUUUGAGUUUUCCUUGUUUAAACAUCUGGAAGAAAAUUUUACCCAGGAAUGAAUGAAUGAAUGAAUGAAGCCCCUAAAGCGGAUGUGUGCCACUGUAAUGUUUCUGAUCAGUGAGAUCAAUAUGGCUUCGCAAAAAUAUAAUACUGCUUACUAAUGACAUCAUUGUCAACCUACCUACAGUAUAAUGGCAACAUUUAGAGUGUUUUUUUUUUAGAUACUAGGAACUAUUAUGGUUUAAAUUCCUAUUUUUGUAAUGCAAAAUGAGAAAACCUUGCAGACACUGCCAUCUUGUGUUGUGCUCUUCCCAUUUUAAAGUGUGUAUUAUCUUUUCCUGGCAUCCAAAUAGAUGCUGCAGUAAGUGACAGAAAGGUGGGGAAAGGGCAGAAUAACGCUUUAGUAGGACCGGAAGUAGCCUAGAGGAGAGCAAUUACAGACACCUGUGCACCGCCGGGGGCGGGGCAAAGCUAACGAUGGAAGUAUGGAGGCCGUCAAAGAGCAGUGAGCGUGCUAAAGAAAAAAAAAGCUAUUUAACACUUAACAGUUUUUAUCUAUCCGCAUGUACAGUAGUAAACUAAAUAUGAAAAGUUUUAACGCAGUUGUUUCAAGAAGCGGCUGAAUUUGCUGGACUUCCCUGGGAAACAACGUGCUACUACGGGGACGCCGAUCACCAGAGCAGGUGUGAAUGCUUCUUUUUACAACUUCUUAAGGCGUCUUAUUUAUUAUGAAUUUGUGCAUUGAUAAUCACAUUCAGAAGUUGAAGUGGGAUUAAGCCUAUUAGUUUUUCUUUUGAUCCAAUAAGGUAUGGAAGAUGGAUUGGA